GCGGACGGAAGCACAUGCGCUUCUCUGUCCGUCACUUAUGUUCAAAAUAGGAGAUUUAUCGUAUUCUCUUAUAGUAGAACAAAAACUUAAACAAUACAAUUAAGUGAAGUGUAGAUGCAGCUUAUGUUUUUUUCUUCCCCUAAAUGGCAGUGAAGAAGAGAUUGGUGGGAAUCUCCCUGUUUUUUAGCUUGUUUGAACUUGGUGUAAAUAUGGAACUGGGACAAAUGAGAGCGUGACAUGGAGCAGUCGACCACCCUCGACAUAGAGUCGCUGAAGAUUACCCAGGAGCAGUUUAUCCUCGCGUCCCAGUCCCUCCAUCUCCAGCGACCGGGCUAUGAUGCUGUCUACCCAGUGGGCCUUUAUGGUUGGAGGAAACGAUGCCUCUAUUUCUUUCUGCUGCUGCUCCUGGUCACCAUGAUAGUUAACCUGGCCCUCACAGUGUGGAUCAUAAAAGUCAUGAAUUUCUCUAUGGAUGGAAUGGGAAACCUCCAUUUGAACCAGGAUGGGAUUCACCUGGAAGGAAUCUCUGAGUUUCUCCUGCCACUCUAUGUGAAAGAGAUCCAGUCCAGACAGCAGGAAAACUUGUUGGUCUUACGUUCAGAAAAGAAUGUGACACUAAACGCCAGAGACAGCCAAGGUCAGCUGACCGGUCAGCUCACAGUGGGACCUGAGGCUGUGGAAGCUCAGUGUCAGAAGCUGGAGGUGCGAAGUAGGGAUGGAGGCAGACUGCUGUUCACUGCGGAUGAGGAGGAAGUCAUCAUGACCACAGAAAAGUUCACUGUCACAGGCUCCGAAGGCGCCGUGUUUGGACAUUCAGUCGAAACUCCCUUGAUCCGGGCGAGGGCCUCUGAAGACCUGAGACUGGAGUCUCCAACACGUACCCUGACCAUGGAGGCUCCCAGAGGGGUUGACGUGAGCGCUGCCCAGGGGCAGCUGAAGGUCAGCAGUCGCAAGGACCUACAGCUGGAGUCAACAGAGGGAGAGAUUCUUUUAGACGCCAACAACAUACAGCUAGGGAGCCUCCCGCUUGGUGUCUACACAGCCUCUCCCAGUCAGGCCUCCCAUGAGCAGGCAGUGUACGAGGUGUGCGUCUGCCCCAGUGGUAAGAUCUACCUCUCCCCUGCAGAGGGCAGCUCCACCUGCCAGGCUAUGAGCAACAUCUGCCUCUGGAGCUGACCUGGUUGACGGACUUUCUAACAUCUGCUCUGGAGCAAGCUGAGACUGAGGCUCCUCCCUUUAGAGCAGUUGAUGGAGUGGAACUCAUCUGGGAGGAGAUGGGAGCUCAGACUCUUCUGUGUCUGAGCUGUACAGAUUAUUAAAGAGGCAUCUAAGUCUGACACCAGCGGUGGUCUACUGAAGGUCAGGACUCACCACUGACAGUGUCAGAGGAACGGCAGUGAGAGCAGCUCUCUGAAAUCAGGAAUAUCGCAUACAAACAAGAGCAUUUCUACUAUCUUAUAUAUUGCAGCCAGGAGCUUUUAUUUUUCUACUCUCAAUUCACCGUAAACAUAAACACACACAGUCACUGUUUUUAGGUGUCAGAAAGUAGGAAAAGACAAAAACACAGGUGCCUUCUGCUGUGUCUGAAUCAAAGGUUAGGAAAGUUGUAAAGAUAGAAAGUGAAGUAAGCACAAUUCUGUCAUGUCUUUUGCCCCAGAUUGCAAAGUUUUCUGAUUAUUUUGAUCAUUCUCAACAGAUAUUUUUACUUUUAUCCACUGUAUUAGCAGCUGAUUUUGAAAUGAAACAUGUUCUUAUGUGGCACACAUUGUACUUGACUAUGAUAAAGACAAGUGAAAAGACA
Solea senegalensis (Senegalese sole) is the source of this 1801-nucleotide messenger RNA. RefSeq names its product zeta-sarcoglycan-like. Gene Ontology annotation, cellular component: sarcolemma; sarcoglycan complex. The transcript has 8 exons. Gene Ontology annotation, biological process: cardiac muscle tissue development; heart contraction. The record is from RefSeq and is a predicted model, not a curated record. Lineage: Eukaryota; Metazoa; Chordata; Actinopteri; Pleuronectiformes; Soleidae. Bases 238 to 1176 code for a protein of 312 amino acids.